ACCGACGCAAGCUCGGUAAUUCAACCCGAAGCGUGUAGAAGAGGGCCUAUAAUAAUCUCUAAUAGUCUAUAUCAUCGAGGCAUAGUCUGUGCUAACCUCAACGCCUCCUAGUAGACGUACACAGGACUAUAGCCCUCGAUAUCCCAUAAGAUGGCGAGCAAGACGUACAAACUAAAUACGGGCUAUUCAAUCCCAGCUGUUGGCUUGGGCACAUGGCUAUCGAAACCCAAUGAAGUAGCCCUUGCCGUCGAGAGCGCUCUCAAGGCAGGCUACAGACAUAUCGACGCCGCCGCCAUUUACGACAAUGAGGACGAAGUGGGAAGGGGUAUCAAAGCAUCCGGAGUUGACCGUUCCGAAAUAUUCGUUACAUCCAAGCUCUGGAAUACGCAUCACAAGCCCGAAGAUGUAGAGGCUGCCGUGGAUACCACGUUAAAGGAUCUUCAAUUAGAUUACCUUGACCUGUACCUAAUCCACUGGCCUGUCUCGUUCCAGAAGAGCGCGGACGAGAGAGAGCGGUUCCCGAUCAACCCGGAGAAUGAGCAGGUGCACGUAAUCGACGUGCCGAUCGAGAACACCUGGAGAGCCAUGGAAGGCUUAGUUAAAAAAGGCAAAGUUCGGACGAUAGGAGUCAGCAAUUUCACCCAGGAGAGGAUCGAAGAGUUAUGGAAGACGGCAACCAUCAAGCCGGCAGUCAACCAGAUAGAGAUUCAUCCCUACUUUCAGCAACCCACUUUCAUCGAGUGGAUGAAGAAUAAUGACAUCGUGGUAGAAGCAUACAGCCCCUUGGGCAACAACAUCUACGACCUACCGAGAGCCGUUGACGAUCCCAAGGUCCAUGAAGUUGCCUCCCGCCUAGGCAAGCAGCCCGCCCAAGUUAUCAUCAACUGGGUCGUGCAGAAUGGCCUCGUUGUGCUGCCGAAGAGCGUCACCCCCGAGCGGGUCGUUGCGAACUUUGAGACCUUUGUGCUCCCCGACGACGCCGUUGCGGCGAUUAACUCCCUCGACAAGAAUCACCGUUACAACUUCCCGGCAAGAUUGGGGGUAAACAUAUUCGGCGAGAAGACGGAGGAGGAGUUACGCAAGAGUGUGCAGGAUUGGGUGGAAGCACAGCGCAAAUUGAAAGCGUCGGCGCAAAAGCAAUAAAGUCUCGUCACUGAGUUGGAGGCAUGCAUACUCGACAUUAACGGUAUUCCCUAGACUGGAAAACACGCUCGGGAUUUUAUAGAAUAUACGAACGGAUUUUACGAGGGCUCAAAACACAUACAAAAUAAACCUAUUCGGAGGAAGGCGAGUCAUCUGAAAACAUGCCUAACACAGGGAGGUAUAUUCGAUCUGGCCAUUCCUCUAGCUGCCCUCGCGUGCCGUGCAAAGUCCUGUAGGCAAUCACGA
Molecule: messenger RNA, 1389 nt
Organism: Durotheca rogersii
Lineage: Eukaryota; Fungi; Ascomycota; Sordariomycetes; Xylariales; Xylariaceae
Product: Aldo/keto reductase
Exons: 8
Coding region: 151-1143 (330 amino acids)
Cellular component (GO): cytosol
Molecular function (GO): aldose reductase (NADPH) activity
Source: RefSeq, a predicted model, not a curated record